Molecule: messenger RNA, 1434 nt
Organism: Caenorhabditis remanei
Lineage: Eukaryota; Metazoa; Nematoda; Chromadorea; Rhabditida; Rhabditidae
Exons: 10
Coding region: 1-1434 (477 amino acids)
Biological process (GO): anatomical structure development; cell differentiation; regulation of transcription by RNA polymerase II
Molecular function (GO): nuclear receptor activity; zinc ion binding; RNA polymerase II cis-regulatory region sequence-specific DNA binding
Source: RefSeq, a predicted model, not a curated record
AUGUCCUCCUACUGGGAAACCAUGAACUGCACUCAUCUGGAUAAGUCCAACAAACUGCUACACCCUUCACCGCCAAUGUGGAUCAACCGUGAUUCUAUGAACUGGGUUGACGGAAGUUUGUCCUCACACUCUCCAAUGUCUUCUGAUUCCGUAUCUCCGCUACGUUCGCCAGCUGAAGACACCAAUAUGAUGGAGUGUUCCUCCAACGAACUACCCGCACCCGCACCUAUUCGCAAAAUUCGAAACGUUCGGAAGAGUGACAAACAUCAUUGCUCCGUUUGUGGAGAUCGGCCAACCGGAUAUCAUUAUGACGUUCUCAGCUGUAAUGGAUGCAAGACUUUCUUCAGAAGAACAAUCAUUAACCAUAGAAACUUUGUAUGCUCAAAAGGAGGAAGCUGUCAAUUCACAAAAGAUUUUCGAUGUGCCUGUCGUGCCUGUCGUUUUCAAAAAUGUGUUCGAGUCGGUAUGAACCCAUCUGCAAUUCAGUUCCCAAAUUCAAAACAUGCUAAUCAUGAAACCGAUGAUAUGGAUAGUGGAGACGAAGAUUCUAAUCCAGCUUUACAAGAUGACAAGUCUCUUGCACUGAUCCCUUUUGUGGAAAGUCCAAUCAGAGAAACAACAAUUCACACUUAUCGAUGGGUAGAUGACAUAUUCCGACGAGAGGAUGCAGUUUUACGACAUCGUGUACCUGGAACAUUGCCUGUGGAGGAUGAUUUUUGUUUAGGGCAAUUGCUGAGGAGAAAUAUUCUUCUUGGAGGAGAUCACGUGAUUGAUAGAAAGCCCGGAACCUUAUAUACCAGUGAUCCUGUUAGAUAUUGGAUGGUUGUUGAUCUGCUGCUCAUUGUGGAAUUUGCAAAGACAUUUGAAGCAUUCCGAAAACUUGGAGAGCUUGAUCAAAAAUGUCUGAUAUCCCACAUCGGUGGUGUUCUUCAUGUGGCAACACAAUCAUUCUACUCAUAUUUUGAAGCAAAAUCUUGUACACUAACUUUCCCAGAUGGCAUCAACGCAUUUGAACGGAAAAUGGCAGAUAUGAAGAAAGAUGAGAAACGCAAAGUGUUCAUGAACUAUUAUGCGGAGAUGUACAAUGCACCUGUUAACGAGUUUUUGAAAAACAAAAUUACUAUGACGGAAUACGCCUUCUUCAAAUCUAUCUCGCUAUUUUCGCCAGAUAACCUCGAAAUGUCCGAGACAGGAAGGUCCAUUGCAAAUGAGGAAAGACAACGUCUGACUACUCUUCUCAGAAAAUAUCUCGUGGCGGAAUAUGGAUUUAAAAUCGGGAUGAGCAGGUUUUCAUUUAUUUUAAUGGCCAUCUCAACGUUUGUUAACUACGGAGAAAAACGUCGUGAUUAUAUUUCUCUGAUGAAUCUUCUGCAAUUCGACAUUGCAAACAUAGGAAAAGAUAUCUAUCUCCGGAAACCAAUCGACAUGAUGUAG